UCUAUUUCCCAUCAGCCGCGAACUGCAAACUUCCUACCUUCCUGUGUUCAACUGCUGCUGUUGUACUUUCAUUAAAACAACCGUAACACGUAUAUUUUCGUUACGUUUACGGCACUAUGAACUCAGAGGAGUCCGUUAAAACCCACAGUGCUGCAAAUAAUUGUCCAGUUUCGACUUCGGAGGGAAACGACGCGAGCAAAGGAGGAGUGAAAAGAACUCCAUUCUCAAAGUUUAAGAGAGUACAGUCCCGCUUCAAAUCACCUCUUCAAGUAACAGAAAGUGCUAAAGUUAGUCCUGCAGAGGAGGUGGCAGAGCUGGAGAGGAGAAGGGAGCAGCUGGACACAGAGAUAGCACAGCUGGAGGCUGAGGGAUACAGAGUAGAUGAGCUGGAGCAUCAUAUUGACAUGUUGCAUGAAUACAACGACAUCAAAGACAUUGGACAAUCGCUCCUGGGCCGAAUUGCUGCUCUGAGGGGGACCACCACACGAGAUCUCUAUGCACACUUUGGCCUUGAACUGGAUGACUGAAGAAAAAGAAAAGAGUGAAACUUCAUUGGUGAGAUUGGUCCCUCACACCACGGGGAGAGAGGAGUAAAGUUUACAUACCAUAGAGAGCACUUUUUGAUCAGUUGGAUAUGGACUAAAGAUGGAGCAACUAUGCGUCUCCUACUGGGAGAGGUUUUCUCUCUUGGUGAUUUAGUUUUCACUUCUUCGCGGAGAGAGAUUUGGUUAUUGGGAGUGAUAAAUAAACAAGAAUGGGGUUAGUCUAGCAUGCAGGCAUGACAUUUAAAACAUGCUGGCUGUUAAAACUUUACUUCAAGGCAAGUGACACUAUAGAAAUGUUUACAUUGCAUUUUUCCUGCCUAAUAUAAAUGUUAUUGAAGCAUAGCUUUCAAAGGACUUGUUUUGUCUUAAAGUUUGAGCUUUAGAUACAUAUGUGGAUGAUGACUGCAUGAAUGACACUUAUUUCUCUAACUUUGGGUUUGUUCACAGAAUGUUGGAGUGUCAAAGUAUAAAAUAAAAUUUACUUUUUUGAUAUUUA
Amphiprion ocellaris (clown anemonefish) is the source of this 1041-nucleotide messenger RNA. RefSeq names its product SWI5 homologous recombination repair protein (gene swi5). Gene Ontology annotation, biological process: double-strand break repair via homologous recombination. The coding region runs from base 117 to 527 and encodes 136 amino acids. The record is from RefSeq and is a predicted model, not a curated record. Lineage: Eukaryota; Metazoa; Chordata; Actinopteri; Pomacentridae. Gene Ontology annotation, cellular component: Swi5-Swi2 complex; Swi5-Sfr1 complex. The transcript has 5 exons.